AGUAUUCAAAAUGCAUGCUUACAUUCUCAGUUCUUAUCACCCAAACCAUCUGUGGCUUCAAUGCGACCGCAACAUGAACAAUGCUUUGUAAUUGUGUUGCUGAUACAACAAUAUAUUUUUUUAAAAAGUAGGGUUAGCUCAGUGACUCCACCCACCCUUAAAGGGUAUUUAUAUCAUGUUUAGCCAGUGAAAGCUCACUGAUCGUCUUCUUCAUCAUGACCAUCAUCAUCAUCUCUCUGCUCCUGCUGGCCUCUCUGCUGCCACACCUGACCUUCACUGAUCAUGUGAAUGUGGGUAUAGUGAAUGGGAGAAAAACCACACCCCAUUCCAGGCCUUACAUGGUUUCUGUUCAGAAGUGUAAUAAACAUCACUGUGGUGGGUUUCUCAUUUCUGAAAAGUAUGUCUUGACUGCUGCACAUUGCUGGCCUGGAUUUGAGUUUCUGACGGUUGUGGUUGGUGCUGAUGACUUGAGGAAGAGCAAGAAAUCAGAUCAUAUCAGAGUGAAGUCCUCCAUCCCACAUCCAAAAUAUAAUCCCUGUACUAGUGAGAAUGACAUAAUGCUUUUGAAGCUCGAGAAAAAAGUCAAAAUCAAAGAAGAUGAACUGAUAUCAAUCCCAAAGAAAGAAGCAGAAAUCAAAGCAGGGACUCUCUGUACUGUUGCCGGCUGGGGAAGCGUGAAGCCUGAUGGCAAAGGGACAAGCAAUGAUCUAAUGGAGGCAAACACGACUGUAUUAAGUCAGGCAGAGUGUAAGAAAAAAUGGAAAGAUGAAUUCUCUGAACAACAGAUGAUCUGUGUAUAUGGCCCUGGUGGAACCUGCAGCGGGGAUUCAGGAGGUCCUUUGAUUUGUGAAGGAACUGCUGUUGGUGUCACAUCUUUUGGUUUAAAUGGUCACUGCAAUUCACCUGACGGUCCUAAUGUGUAUACUAAGAUUUCAGCAUAUAUCAAAUGGAUCAACAAAGUAAUUCGAAAUGUUAAAUGACUUCCUGGAAACUAAAAAGGAAGAAAUGUUUUUCUUGAAUUCUUCCAUAAUCCUUCUUUCAAUAAACGUAUCACAUGGCAAGCAUCAA
Megalobrama amblycephala (Wuchang bream) is the source of this 1068-nucleotide messenger RNA. Its product is annotated as granzyme B(G,H)-like. Gene Ontology annotation, biological process: proteolysis. The record is from RefSeq and is a predicted model, not a curated record. Bases 216 to 980 code for a protein of 254 amino acids. Gene Ontology annotation, molecular function: serine-type endopeptidase activity. The transcript is spliced from 5 exons. NCBI's taxonomy places the organism in Eukaryota, Metazoa, Chordata, Actinopteri, Cypriniformes, Xenocyprididae.